Messenger RNA from Parasteatoda tepidariorum (common house spider), 2902 nucleotides. The record is from RefSeq and is a predicted model, not a curated record. Lineage: Eukaryota; Metazoa; Arthropoda; Arachnida; Araneae; Theridiidae.
CUUUUUUUGUCGACAGUUCUUUUUCAGCUAUUCAAACAACGAUGUUAUCAAAAUUAUCUCUCCGAAUUUUUCCUCUAGAUUUAAGUAGAUAUUAACUCAUCCAGCGAUUAGUGUUCGCCUGUAGUGCUGUAUUUUAACAGCAAUGAUUCGUACAGCCAAAUAUUUAUUUGUAGGUUUCAUACAUUAUGCGAUUAUUUUAAUAAUUUUUAAAUUUUCUAGCUUAAUUAUUCCUCAUUCUUUUUGCUGUUGCUUUACGAAUUUUUUAUAUUUGUUUGUAUGUCUGAUUAUUGGAUUUUUUUCUUUCGAAUUCACCAAACGAAAAUUUUUAAAUGAACGAAUUAAGCCGCAGGGAAAAGCUAUAUUCAUAACAGGUUGUGAUAGUGGAUUCGGACAUGGUAUAGCAAAGCGUCUUGACAGUAAAGGUUUUUAUGUGUUUGCAAGUUGUUUGAUGCCAAAUGGCCCCGGGGCCCAAAAAUUGCUCUCAGAAUGUUCUGAAAAAUUACGUGUUUUAGAGCUGGAUGUUACUAAAGACGAAAGCGUCAAUCGAGCCUUUGAGUUUGUAAAAAGCAAUUUAGGAAAUUUAGACCUCUGGGCAAUCGUAAACAAUGCCGGGAUUCAAAAAGGAUUUACAACUGAUUUUGCAUCUGUCCAAGACUUCAAAGACACGAUGGAAGUGAAUGGGUUUGGAAUGGUUAGAGUAACUAAAGCUUUUUUACCACUGCUGAAACAAUCUAGAGGACGAGUAGUUAAUGUCACAAGCUCAAAUGCCAAGCUGCCUAUAGCUCAUAAUACUCCUUAUAAUAUGAGUAAAUAUGCUGCUGCGGGAUUCAGUGAAAGUCUUCGACUAGAAAUGAUUCCCUGGAAUAUUCCUGUCAUUCAACUGGAACCUGAAUUGUUACGGACACAACUGACCAAUCGUAGUGAAAUUGAAAAACGCUUAGACUCGGAAGUAAAGGCCAUCGAUCCUGAAGUAAAAGCUCAGUACGGUGACAAAUUUUUUGCAGAUUUAUAUUUAGCCGUGUUGGGAGGAGUGACAAAAUAUAGUACAAGUGACAUCACCUGCGUCAUUGAUGAUUUAGAACAUGCUAUUUGUGCAAUCUAUCCUGAUAUGGUGUACAAGCCAUGCCGAGCUUAUUAUGUAAAAUUUGUCAUACGCUUAGUUGAAAUGCUCCCGUAUGCAUUGAGAGAGCAACUUUACAUGAUAGUGUCAUGUUAUUUGUCUUAUCCUAAACCUAAGGCAAAUAUGAUUCGUUUUAGCAAAUUGAUACUUGCAUGUUUGUUACAUUUUGUAUGCGUGUUUUUUGUGGUUAAUGCGUUUAUUUAUAUUAUACCAAAUUAUCUGUUGAAGAGGAUAAUAAAUUUUAAUUACUUAGUGGUAUGUUUAAUUAUUUCUUACUAUACUUUUGAAUUCACUGUACGAAAAUUUCUAAAUGAGAGGAUUUGUCCGAAGGGGAAAGCUGUUCUAAUUUCAGGUUGUGAUAGUGGAUUUGGACAUGACUUAGCAAAGCGCCUAGAUGAUAUAGGUUUCCAUGUUUAUGCUACCUGCCUGUAUCCUUCAGGAUCCGGUGCUGAGAGGCUUAAAAAUGAAUGCUCUACUCGAUUACAGAUUUUGGAAAUGAAUGUUGCCAGCGAUGAAAGUGUAAAAAACGCUUUCAAAUUGGUUGAGAAGAGUCUAGAAAAUUUAGAAUUCUGGGCCUUGAUAAACAACGCAGGUACGCAAAAAGGAUUUACCAUUGAUUUUGCUAGAGUUCAAGAUUUUAAAGACACAAUGGAAGUUAAUGCUUUUGGAAUGCUGAGAGUAACUAAAACAUUUUUGCCUUUAGUAAAACGUUUCAAAGGACGAAUAAUCAACUUAACAAGUUUGCAUGGAAGAAUUCCUGCACCACAUAAUAGCCCUUAUGUUAUGAGUAAGUAUGCCGCAUCCGGUUUCAGUGAUUGCCUUCGGCUUGAAAUGAAUGAAUGGAAAAUUCCUGUCAUCCAAGUAGAACCGGAAUUAUACCGAACACUUCUCACAGACGAUGAAAUGGUUGGAACAAAGAUGAGACUUGAAAAUGAUAGUGUUUCUCGUGAUUUGAAAAAAGAAUACGGUGGCGAGUAUUUCGAAGAGUUAAAGAUCGCUACUUUACGUUAUCUGAAUGUAUGCUGUUCAACUGAAACUGUCCGUGUGAUAGAUGAUCUAGAAACAGCCGUAUGCUCAAAAUAUCCGAAAAUUGUGUAUAAGCCUUGCCGAAAUUAUUUAAUGGGUGUGUUUGUCGAUGCAUUUGAGUUAAUGCCAUAUAAUCUUCGAGACCUGCUCGUGAAUGUUAUGUGUUAUCUUUUAUCAUUUCCUAAACCCUUGAAGUCAUAAAAUAUCAAUAACAAAAUAUGCAGUGUCUCAAAAAUGUCCGACGAACUGGAAAAUCAAUUUAAGAAAAACGAAAAGAAAUAGAAAUGUAUGGAUGAUUUGCUAAGAAACAAUUGCAAAAAAAAAACAACGUUUAAAACAAUAAAACAACCUUUUAUUCUGCAUGUCAGACUAUUCCUAGGGAAGAUUUAGAUGGUGGUUAUGAAUUUGAUCCUGGAUGCUAACUAUACAAUCAGCGCGUACAGGCAGCAAGAUGAACGUUAAAUGUGUUGUGACUGAAAAUACUCAUGUUGUGGAUAUUUGUAGAGAAGGGUACCAAUUCAGGAUCUGCCUUUGUCGUCAGCUCGGGGUCGAGAUUAGGUGCUUAUCCUACCAUGGUUGUUAAAAGCGGGAGAUCUGAAAUGGACUAUAGGUGCUUGAAGAUGGUUGCGUGUGCUGUAAAUGGUGGUUGUUUUGAAAACAUUGUCUAUAAUUUUUCUCAGCAGCGCUAAAUAUUACAGAAAUUUGUAACUAAAUUCAAAAUUAGUUGAGAAUAAAUACCUUGUUUUUAUAUGCUAA